UUUCGAUGGAGAGGUUUGCCGCCGACGCGGCAGCGGGGGCUGAAAUUGGUCAGCCCGCGUCUGGCUCACGCGAGGUCGGGGGUGACAGAUUCCUUCCCUCGGCGGGCGCGCCCCAUGUGGCUGUGGGAAAUGAGUUGCCUCCGGGACAUGGAUCUCAUGUCCAAAUGGAGGGCGACCAAUCCCUCGCCCACGCGCGCUGCUGUACCGACAUUUCCACUGACAUGGUUGGUGCAGUGCCCGAGACCGGCUCACUGGAGGGCGACGGCAGCCGCGGCCCGCUCGAGCUCCCCGUGGGACACGUUGCUUCGUCGUCAUCCGCUACCGGACCGGAUUACCUGCAUCUCAAAUCUGCCGAAGGCUUCAUCCAGCCGGACACAGGCACGUACGAGGUCGGAAAUCCGGGUCCUUCCACCUCUCGCACCGCAGAGGAGGAGAUCCCAACGUCCGAAUUCUCCAUAGACCUUUUAUUCAAAAAAAAUUCUCCAUAAACUUCCUGGAGGAGGUAGCCUUUCUGCGCGAGCUCCGAGAGAACCGCUUUUAUUUCGGCGACCUCAAGCUCCUCCACCGCUUGGUGCAUCCGCAAAAACCCCCAACAUCCCAACAGCGCUACAUCACCAAAUUCGAGCCAAAGCUGGACGACGGCGAUAAGAAGGCAGGCUACUGGAAGGAAAAAGAAGCCAAAGCCAUCCGUGAUGCGUCGGCCUCGAGAAAUAUUGUAGGCCUGAAGAGGACGCUGGAAUACAUGAAGGGCAAUAAGAGGACGCACUGGCUCGCCGACGAAUACGUUGCGCUCGAGCCGGCGGGUGAUGUCUGGCUCCUGGGGGAUAUUGCGGUUCGAAGAGUGUACGAAGAGGACAAAGAGACGGCACCACCGUCGAAGUGCUCCAAAACUUGUGCUCACAGCAGCGGGGAGUCGUAUAUUUGGCAGCACAUGACAAGAGUGUUCUUCAAAGGUGAGGCCGGGUCAGCAGCGGCUCCUUCCUUGCUAUAUGGGAUUUGCCACGAGUGCGACAAGGCUCUGAAGUGUCCUCCCAAUUUUGGCAAUGGGAACCUGAACAAGCAUCUUGCACGCGUCCACGACAUUCAUCCACCCUGCAAAUCCCAACGUGUGAUGACUGAAGGAAAAGGAGCAGGUACGAGAGCUGUCAGAGUUUGAGUCCAAGCUGUGGAGGGCCUUUAGGCCGGAGUGUGUGUGGGUGUGCUCAUGAACUAGUAGCUCGUACUACUCAGGUUUAGUUCGGGACCCCGAUAAGCCAUGUAAUUGGAGUGAUCCCCUCCCAAAUUUUGUAAAUGUUUAUUGUUGAUUUCGCUCUUCCUCUUUACUCGGGACAAAGCUGCCUUCGGUA
Panicum virgatum (switchgrass) is the source of this 1346-nucleotide messenger RNA. RefSeq lists its product as uncharacterized. The record is from RefSeq and is a predicted model, not a curated record. The transcript is spliced from 2 exons. NCBI's taxonomy places the organism in Eukaryota, Viridiplantae, Streptophyta, Magnoliopsida, Poales, Poaceae. Bases 743 to 1156 code for a protein of 137 amino acids.